CUAUUUUCAGAUAUGUAAUUUAGAAUAACUCUGUGUCUUCAGUAAGAAAAUUCAUGCAAAAGUUGUUUAAUUUUCGAUUGCUAUGGACGCUACUGUUGUGCACCUACUUGCUGGCGGUGCUGGCGGUACUGUUGGUGCAAUAGUGACCUGUCCAUUAGAGGUGGUGAAGACACGUCUCCAGUCAUCAUUUGCAACGAAGUUCACGCAACAAGUUUAUGUGCCAUCGGUUGCUAAUGUUCCAAGUCAUCAUGUGGUUAAUCUGAGCACGUGUUCAGGACCUGCCCAGACGUGGGUUCCAACAAACACUUGUAGUACGAGGAAUAGACCUACAACUGGAUUAGUUCAGUGUUUUAAACAUAUUAUCCAAAAUGAAGGCAUGAGUGCGUUGUGGAAGGGUCUUGGUCCUAACUUAAUAGGGGUCGCUCCGUCUCGGGCAAUUUAUUUCUAUUCAUAUGCCAAAGCUAAGUCAUUUUGUAAUCGUUUGACUGUCCUGACACCAGAAAGUCCACUUGUGCAUAUCUGUGCAGCAUGUUUUGCUGGUUUCAGUGCGUGUACGACGACAAAUCCAAUCUGGUUUAUCAAGACAAGGUUACAACUUGAUCAAAAAAAAGGAAAUACUGUAAUACACCCACGAGGAAUUAUACAGGCGCCGCAUUGGGCCAAGGGGAGCUUAUCAGUUUCCGAGUGUAUUAAAGACAUUUAUCAAGAAUCUGGAUUACGCGGGUUCUAUAAGGGCAUCUCGGCGUCCUAUUUCGGGAUAUCGGAGACUAUAAUCCACUUUGUGAUAUACGAGGCUGUAAAAGCCAAACUGUUAGAAUUCCGUGGAGCUUCCUGCAGUGAUGACGAGCGCUGUGCUGGUGACUUCUUCCGUUUCAUGAUGGCGGGUGCUAUUUCGAAGACGUGUGCUUCUGUCAUAGCUUAUCCUCAUGAGGUUGUGCGAACGCGUUUACGGGAGGAAGGCAGUAAAUACAAAGGAUUCAUGCAAACGUUACGAACAGUCUUUUUAGAGGAGGGGUACCGAGGACUCUAUCGUGGCCUCGCCACGCAGAUGGUACGCCAAAUACCGAACACUGCAUUGAUGAUGUCCACAUAUGAAGGAGUUGUGUACUUGUUCUCAAAGUCGUCUUCUAAUGAUGAUGAUGACGACGAUGACUAUUGAGCGUACGUGUACUUGUCACAGGUCAAAAAAUCUUAAGCCAUAUUUAUGAGCCUGCUGGCUGUUCCAUAGCAUUUCGUACUUUUCGACAUGGAACACUUGAAUUCAGGGACCGUUUCCAAUGGUGAUAACUUUGCUCAGGUUUGGCAGCAUUUACGGUCAUUUGACCGCCACUAUUCGCAAUCAUUGUUGGAUUAGAAUUGUCCCUGUGGUGUUUCGUUGUGUUGCGGCCGUUCGCCUGCAUGCGAUGGACAUCAAACGAUGGAGUAGGGUUAACCAUACAUACUCCACACACGAUGGGAUUUAUUACUUAUCGGGAUGGUGAUGUGCUGUGUUAGAAACUGAGUGGACUAAUUUCACGAAGCCUGGGUGUCACAGAACCACACGUGAUGACUUACAGUGCAGGUUCCGUAGUUUAGGAGUCCGUUUCCUCUCAUGACUUCUGUUCUUUUAAUUUAAGACCAUAAUUUGCUCUUUUUUUCUGGCAGCUAUUUUUGUGUUGUAAUUGUAAAUAAUAGGGUGAAAGACCAGUCAAGUGUGGUUAGAAUUACAAUAUUUGGAAUUAGGCCUACAGCUGAUUUCAUCCAAAUGCAUCAUGCAAUGUCAUGCUGUAUAGAGAUUAUGUCAAGACGUGUGUGUGUGUGUGUGGUACCAAGGUCGAAGUACAGGACAAUUGGGUCAUUACAUCACAGACUUGUUCAAAGGCUGUACAUACUUUUAUGUCAUUGUUCAUAAUCCACAUGCUGUCUAAAGAUGAAUGAACCUUUGGUUCAAAGUGCAGGACAGUUUGGCAAUUAUCCAUUCGUGACCAGCAGGUGUGUUAAAGUGGAGAAUCUAUUUCAUUGUUUGUGCUUAUGCGCUGUAUAAUCAUGGUGUACUAUUGAAGACAGAGUUAUUCUAAUUUGUGCGUGAUAUCGUCAUGCAUUACUUAUUUCACUAGCUAGUCGCAUUGACAGUUAUCUGGUAAAUAGAAGAUGUCACAGGUGAUUACAUGAUACACUGUCGUACCUCUGCUGUUUGCCUGAACAACUGCAAUAGUAUUCAUCAACACACUUUAAUAGUGAUGCAUGUGAAAUUUGAGACUGCGAAAUAAUAAUAUCCCCAUAUCAUAAGCUCAAUCUAUUCCUGUGACGGUUAAUAGGUCACCAGAAUUUUCAAAUUAUCAUUACUGUCAUUUGGACAAACGUGGCACAUUUAGAAUAAUGUGUAUCGCAGCAAGUAAGUUGAUAUAACGUCCCUCAAACAGGUACAUCCAUCCGCUAGUCACAUGAUUGUUUGAUCUGUUCCCACUGUACAUUCAGAUUACAGUCAACUGCCUUGACAGUCACUGCUCACGUGCCUUGUUUUAAUGGUAAACAAGUUAACUUCCUCAAGGUCAAGGUCACUUGACUAUCGGGUAUUGAUUUUUUUCACGGGGCACAGUGCAAAGCCAUCCUGCCAUAGUGCAUGGCCUAGACAAUAACAAUGAAGUGUCCUGGAACUACAUGUGCGUGCUAUUUCAUUUUUCAAUGCCAAUGGCAUGUAACAAGAGUUUGGAGUAGAGUAAAAAUCAGUUGUUUAAUAGCAGAAAAAACAAGAAUAACAACUAUCUAAUCUGGUCAGUGGAAUAUUGUCAUCACAGAACUGAAUCAAUGGUAAACACUAUUUUAGUUUUCUUGUCAUCUUUUUUAAGCAUUGAGGAAUGUUUUGAACUUGUAGGCUGUCAUGUCUGUAUCACCCACUUGAAACAGUCUUCUGACUCUUAUGCAUUUGCACAACCACUAACAAGAGAGUUAUUAUCAAAUGGCGAUGUCAAAUUUUUUUUGGGGGGGGGGGUCAAGAUUGAUAUGAUAAUGAACAUAGAAACCAUAUUUCGAGGAAUGUUUUAAAAAAAACUGAUAGGUUCUUUUGUGUCAACCUUGUAACACUGUCAAGUGGGGCUCAAAAUACCUUUUGAUUAUUGAUUUGGAGAAGAUAUUUUUUGUACCAGUUCUAUUUCUGUUGAGCUGUAAAAUUUGUGUUGACAUAUUUUGGGGGUGAUAUUUUCCAGAACAUUUUGUACAAAUUUAUGGUCGAAGGUGGAAAAGUCGCUUCCAGUUGUAUUACAUUGUAGAAUUGUGUCCAGUUGUUUAUAAAUUGUGGAAUUUCAUGCCAAACUGAAUACCAAAGUUUGCGGUUUGCAUUUGGCUGAAAUGUUGAAUAUGGUGCUUCCUUCUGUAAAGUUGAAAUGUAAAUACGCUUUGUACAUAUUAGUUUUGUAAAUAUUUGAAGGUUCGACACCACACAGUAUGUGCCAAAAAUAACAAAAUACCAGAGAUGUGCUGAAAAUAUGAAAACUGUAAAAUAGAUAGAAGGGCAAGUUGGUAUCACCAGUCUAAUGGUCUCCAUUUCUGUACCAUGACUAACUCAAGAUACAUCCUGGCUCUUGGGUGGAGGGGGGUUCUUAGAGCUACGCAUGUAUAUAAUGAUAGUAGCCUCCUGUCUUCGAGGCCAAAUCUGGUUGAAGGAAAAUGGGGUAGUACUCUAAAAAAGAGAUAGAGAGGUACAUGAAAUUAGGGGAAGACUGAGAAAAGGGCAAUUUUCAUGUUUUCAGUAUGGUGGUACAUCUAGAAUAGAAGGCCAGUUUAAAAAAGACAGUACAGUCCAAAUAGUCCAGAUACAUGACAAUUUUUAAGUGACAUUUUUUUCUACACCAUUCAAACCAGGACGAUUUUGUUGGGUUAUAUUUUUUCUACACUACUCCCUCCUGGAACAAGAGCCGAGUGAAGUCCAUGUAAUGCCAGCUGCAUGUCACCAAUGCAGAGUCGAAUGUUUCACUGGGGAGGCCGAACUUUUGCUUGCACAAUUCAAUACUUUAAUUCAAGAAGCACUAUGAUUAUUAGUUUAGCGGGGAAUUCACUGUCUGAUUUGUGUUUGUGCUAACCGUCGGCAUUAUGGCAGUUGUUCAGUUGUCUAUUUCAAGUACAUGUAACCCUUGAUGGUGAGCUUGGUUAAUGGUAAAAGAUCCCUAAAUAUAAGAGCUUGGCUGUCCAGCUGUAAAGCGUAGCUAAGAUAGCCCGAUUGUGACCAAAAGUCUUGACUGAUCACACUUUGACGUGCUGGUCAAAUCACCACAGUGCGUCAGUGGAUAACCCGCCUCAUAAAUAGUGUACAGUGCGAUUUUGGAACCGGGGGGGGGGGGUGACUUGGCCAAAAUUGGUUAACAUUUUGUAAUGAAAGGAAUGCACACUUGAAAAGUGUCAAAUGGAAACCUGUUGAGAUUCUUCAUGUAACAAAGAUAACCCUGUCUGAAAUCAAGGUAUUGUGGGUUUUGAGAGUAGGCCGAUGGUGAGGAAAAUUUUGUUUGUGACUCAAUUAAAAAAGUGCAACGAGGCAUCCAACCUUGAGUGUUGUUUCGACUCCAGAAACUUUUUAAAAAUGAAAUUCUUGGCACACUUCAGAAUAUGGUGAAUUAGAAACCAAAUUUUGUACAGUUGUACAUUUUGAAGAAAAUAAAAAUAUUUCAAAAUAA
Molecule: messenger RNA, 4646 nt
Organism: Lineus longissimus
Lineage: Eukaryota; Metazoa; Nemertea; Pilidiophora; Heteronemertea; Lineidae
Product: solute carrier family 25 member 36-A-like
Exons: 8
Coding region: 83-1159 (358 amino acids)
Biological process (GO): pyrimidine nucleotide import into mitochondrion
Cellular component (GO): mitochondrion
Molecular function (GO): pyrimidine nucleotide transmembrane transporter activity
Source: RefSeq, a predicted model, not a curated record